Molecule: messenger RNA, 1866 nt
Organism: Gaeumannomyces tritici R3-111a-1
Lineage: Eukaryota; Fungi; Ascomycota; Sordariomycetes; Magnaporthales; Magnaporthaceae
Exons: 2
Coding region: 1-1866 (621 amino acids)
Molecular function (GO): protein binding
Source: RefSeq, a predicted model, not a curated record
AUGGGAAACAAGUCGAUACGUGACCUGCCAUGGGAGAUCAUCUCUUAUGUUGUCCGGGGGCUGGGUUUGGACGAAGUUAUCAGCCUUUCCAUGUCAUGCCGUCACUUCCAAUGGCUUGUCCGCGACGAUAACAUAUGCAAGAGGCUCCUUGAGUCACAAACGCCGUCAGCACCCGAAAGCCAGUCAGCUCGCAAGACAAAGAAGUACGCGAGGGAGCUGCGCAGACUGGUCAAGCGCAGGGAUGCCGUCUCGUCAGCAUCGCCCUAUCUCGUCGCCGUGGUUGCUGAUGCUGCCGAAUCGUUCCUCUACUCGGACGGCGUCCUCUGCUACCUGAGCGAAAGCUUUCUGCGGGUCCUUGACCUCCACAACUCGGUACCGUGGGAAACUGUCAUCAGCGUCAGCGAGCUGCUGGAUAAAAGCCUGCCGUCGAUCCCUAAGGAAGGGCAAGACUUCGACUUCAGUCUCGUUCACUACUCUCACGGGUUUUUUACCUGCCGCUAUGGCCACAAUCAGUCCUUCCCUGGCUGGAUUAUUAUCGUCAACCUGGCCAAAGGUCGCGUAUUUAGCCACAUACUCGAAUCAGCACACAAACUUAUCGUUCGAAAUAACGAUGAGUUUCUCUAUUACGGCACGCACACCGACACCUCUGACACCGACCAUCGUUGUUGGGAGGUGCGAGGAUGCAACCUUCAAGAGGAGACUUGGUUUGAACACAAACUUCGAUUGACCGACAUUGUCGGUUCUGAAGUCGGCACCAAUAUUUGCUUUGAAAUCAUCGAUGGCCAUUUCUACUGCGUCGCAAACCAGGCCAUUUUCGAGCGGGAGGAAAUCGCCUGGACUUCCUACUACACCUACCUCAGAUUCCCCGUCAACCGGCCCAAACCCAGGAACGCCGAAACUGUCGAGCCUGAGGAUAUUUGGCGCAGGUUCCAUGCCGAAGGGCCUAUCGAUGAGCGUUGGACCUUUUUGAGGCUUGUGAAAAACGAAACUACGGGUGCUCUAACUAUCGUCGAAGGUCGUAAGGAAUGGAUAAAAUCAAGCAGCAAAAACCGUCGGACAUACUACUCGAGCGAGCUUCGGUUUUCUGGCGAAGGCGAGCGGGCUUCCUCGACAGACAGCCUUGCCGGGUUCUCUUCAGCGACAGAGUCACACACUCGAUCCCCCUACGAAGUCCAUCCUGGUGACGAUGCCGCAUCUCCUUGGACUUUCACUAUCAACAACUCGCUUAUGCUGUCUUACCACCCAUCCUGCCAGACCUACUUAGAUUUGGUCAACGACCCUUUACCAACCGGCCGCUAUCAGAAUCGAUUUCGUCUUAGGGCGGGGUCAAGGCGUUUUCGAUUGGAAUCAGAAAUCGAAGAACUCGAAGCUUCAUCCGCGGACCUCCCAAACAACCCUCUGUACCCAGAGAAAGAGAUCCACAGGCUCUACAAGGCAUCCGACAUCACGCUCUGGCCACCAGACCACUGGGAGCAAGAGCAUGGCGCUGCUGCCCUCCAGGAGCUCUACAACGUCUUCAGCCCACCCGGGCAACGUGUUUCGGCGACGUGGGACGAGAGGUCAGUGUGCUACGCUGCUGGCCAAACUAUAGUGUUCGUGUCGUUUGAUCCAUCGAUCCGGCUGCAAGGAAUCAAGCCUUGGCGCAGGGGCGUUGGAGAGGGGUGUGAGCAGGAGGGAACCGUGGAAGGCCGCCAGGAGGUGCCUCCGGCGUUGGACCGGCAGCUGGCGUUGCCCGCUGCGCUUGUUGCGGGAACCGAACCGAAGUGGAUCCGGCACGAACAUCCAAGGUACAGCGUGAUCCAAAAGGGGUUCCAUUUCAUGUCAUCGAGGUGGCGAGAACAGGGCGAAGGACAGCGCUUGGAGUGA